Messenger RNA from Dendronephthya gigantea, 2246 nucleotides. RefSeq names its product alpha-1B adrenergic receptor-like. Gene Ontology annotation, molecular function: G protein-coupled receptor activity. Bases 1168 to 2163 code for a protein of 331 amino acids. The transcript has a single exon. Gene Ontology annotation, biological process: G protein-coupled receptor signaling pathway. The record is from RefSeq and is a predicted model, not a curated record. Gene Ontology annotation, cellular component: membrane. Lineage: Eukaryota; Metazoa; Cnidaria; Anthozoa; Malacalcyonacea; Nephtheidae.
UGUCAUUUUAAUUGUAUAAUAAAGUUUCGAGUAAAGCCUGCUUAUAUUGUAUACUAAAAUAUAGUAUGAAUUGUCGAAUAAGUUAUAAAUUAUUUACAAGCGGAAUUCUGUAAAAGUACGCUUCCUCAAAAUUUUACCGAAAGAGGUGUUAUGUAUUUUAAUUACAAAAUGCUCCCGGAAGCUCCUACACACAUGUAGGCACAAUUAUAACCCACUACAAGUUUGCAGUUUUUCAUAAUGAAAAAAAUUGUCCAAUUUGUCUUACAUGGCCGUCCACGUCCAUGUAUGUGUGAAAAGGCGUCCUUUAUUCUUGCAUUCACGUACGAUUGUGAUAGGCUAUACCGCGCCAAUUGUACAGAAUAGAGGUGUCAACAUUUCUUUAGGUUUAAUGGCUAGCCAUGUAUCCGAACUAUCCGACUUCAUUUUUUUUAAUUUCAUCUGCAGUUUGACAUCGACAUACUUCGUACAGCUGGUAUACAGUCAGUAGGCUUUUUUGGAUGUCCUAACCAAAAGCCCGCAGCUAGGCAUCUCGUCUACUAUGUAUUAAAAGUGGAGCAUUGAUCAAUCGAUACUUUCCCGCGCUUCAUAAUAGGCUACUGCAUGCAUGUUAAUAGAAAAUAGCGACUUUUUGUGUUUUUUUAAAAUUGUGACUUGUUUUAGAACAUUUAUUCCAAUUACUUUCAUCCUGUCAAUUAUAAGAUAUAUUUUAACACGUCGACCAGAUUGCGUGGCAUUAUUAGGAAUAUAUAAUUUUUAUAAUUGAUUAACUUUUUGUAAAAAUUCGGGUUUAAACCUCAUUUGUCAUUGAUUUGUCAUUGGUAUAUAAAUGCAGACUAAUGAUGUUUUAUAAAAUGUAAAGCGCAUAUCUGAUCCAAAGUAUGACUUAAAACUAAGCUUUAUGUAUAACUGCCCAAGUGCACGCUGUUUAUUGUUUAUAGUUUUUUUGCUUCCUUUAUUAUUUUUGUUUUACAUUUAUAAUAUUUACUUAAAGUACUGUUUUAUUUACUUUUGAAGGCAAAUUCGCAGAUCACGAUAUUAAAUAUUCUUUGUCAGAGGUCGUACAUGUUUAUUUAGCCCUGAUCAGUUUGGAACGAACAAGCCUGAAUUGUUCUUUAUUCGAUCGUACAUGCAUGAGAGCAAUUUCUGAACAAAGGAAUUUGGUUGAAAAUGACAGGAAAAUCAUCGUUGGAAGAUGGAAUGAUUAAACAAGAUUUCCGUCAACUUGAGCUGUACUUUUUACUCCUGAUAUCAUUAUCGCAAUGUAUCAUUGGGUUUACUGCAAAUUCAUUAGGUUUAGUGACCAUUGCCUUUACGAAACGACUGAAUCGAGUGCCUUCAAACCUAUUAAUUUUCAAUCUUGGCUUUUCUGAUCUGUUAACAUGCGCCGUUUUCUUUCCAUUCCAUAUCUAUGCUCUACUUCAGGACAGUCUUGGCGAGACUGUGAGAUUUUACUACCAUGCUCUGUGCCUGUUCCAUGUGUUCUCCAAUGGAAAUGCCAUUUUGGCCAUCACCGUCGAUAGAUUCAUCGCGGUCUCAUAUUCAUUACGUUACAGAGCGUUUGUGACCAAACGUAGAACGUUUCAAGCCAUCUUCAUGUCGUGGAUAAUGCCUCUAUCCUUCUCCAUGGCUUUCUUCACCUCGCUACAAAAAGACACGCCAGAAUGUUCGGAGUUUGCUCUCCGGGUAUACAUGAUUUCCAGCUUGGUAAUAGUUCUCGUCCUGUACCUGGUCGUUUACAUGGCUGCCAGGAAACAGCGGCAAAAGAUACGAGCGAUGGGUUCAACCACAACAAGCACACGGAACACACAGAUGAAGACGCGUGUACCCGUGUGGAGGAGUACCGCUAACACAUUCCUAUUAGUCUUCUUCUAUUUCCUCACGUAUCUACUAAUCCUGGGUUACGAUUUUAGAUUUUCCUUGAACAGCGAACCAAAAUACACCGUGGUCUCAGAAAGAGUUUAUGCUUGGGUUCUGUCAUUUCAAUUUUUCAAUUCGUGCAUUGAUCCAUUUCUCUACGUGUUCCGAAGCAGGCACUUCAAAAUGGCGCUUAUACGAUUGUUACCGAGAGUUUUAAGACGAAUGAGAACGAAUAAUCUCCACGCAUCAGCACGUAGUGUCGAUCCCUUGUCGCGUUUUCAUAGCCAUUGUGAGAUUGAAGAUUAAACUAUGAGGAGAUGCAGUCAAAAGUGGAAUCUCGGACUGAUGCCUCUGAGAUCUUAUACGCAGCCGAAGAAUCGAUGUGCGCA